GGCGGGCACCAGCAUCAGCGCUAGAGAUCAGUCAGACUCAGUCACGGUCAGAAUCAGACUCAAUCGCUAUCAGUACAGUCAGAUCUGUUUCUGAUCAUGCUCGGACGAUGUGAACUUUAAUUUGAACUCAUGAUCUCACAGAAGAUGGUCGCAGCACACAGCUCGAGCUCCUCUGCAUCUGCUGAGUGGAUCGGCUGUCUGGAUAAGAGACCAGAGGAACGCUCAGGGGAAGAUGUGGACAUUAUUUUAGCCCGUCUGAAAAGUGUGAAGGCCUUUGAAAAGUUCCACCCUGCUCUAUUUCAGCAGAUCUGUCUGUGUGGUUUCUACGAAUGUCUGGAGAAAGGCGUCACACUGUACAGGCAGGGUGAUAUCGGCACUAACUGGUAUGCUGUCCUGUCUGGGUCUCUGGAUGUCAAAGUGUCUGAGACAGCAAACCAUCAGGAUGCUGUCACCAUCUGUACGCUGGGCAUCGGCACAGCUUUUGGGGAGUCAAUACUGGACAACACUCCACGGCACGCCACCAUCGUCACCCGAGAGUUCAGUGAACUGCUGCGGAUUGAGCAGAGGGACUUCAGGAGCCUGUGGGAGAAGUAUCGUCACUGCAUGGCUGGUCUUCUGGUCCCUCCCUAUGGUGUUAUGGAGAGCGGCCCGAACGCUGAUAGAAUGCCUGACAAAGAGAACCUGAGCAACAGCUCUCCUGGAUCCUCAUUCAAACACUUGAAAAAGACAUCAUUUAUUCAAAAUCCCACCAAACUUCAUCCCAAAUCCAUUACACAGGUGCCGUCAGAAAAAAUCUUGCAGGCAGGUAAAGUGUUAAGAAACACCAUUCUGUCCCGAGCGCCUCACAUGAUCAGAGACAGAAAAUACCACCUGAAGUCAUACAGGCAGUGCUGCAUGGGAACGGAGCUUGUUGAUUGGCUGUUGCAGCACACUUCCUGUGUGCACACUCGUGUUCAGGCUGUGGGCAUGUGGCAGGUGCUGCUGGAGGAGGGAGUUUUAAACCACGUGGAUCAGGAGCUGAGCUUCCAAGAUAAAUAUAUUUUCUAUCGCUUCCUGGAGGACGAAAUGGAGGACGCCCCUCGUCCCAACGAAGAGGAAAAGAACGAGAGUGACGAAGAGCUGCAGGACACCCUCCUCCUCCUCUCUCAGAUCGGACCUGACGCCCAUCUGCGAAUGAUCCUGCAGAAACAGCCUGGACAGAGGACAUCAGAUGACUUGGAGAUCAUUUAUGAGGAGCUGCUGCAUAUUAAGGCCUUAUCACACCUCUCCACCACUGUGAAGAGGGAAUUAGCCGGGGUUUUAAUCUUCGAGUCUCAUGCGAAAGCAGGCACGGUGUUGUUUAAUCAGGGGGAGGAAGGGACGUCUUGGUACAUCGUCCUGAAGGGCUCUGUUAAUGUGGUCAUCUAUGGGAAGGGUGUAGUAUGCACACUUCAUGAGGGAGAUGACUUUGGCAAGCUGGCUCUGGUGAAUGAUGCACCUCGGGCCGCCUCCAUUGUACUGAGAGAAGACAACUGCCACUUCCUCAGGGUGGACAAAGAAGACUUCAACAGGAUCCUCAGGGAUGUGGAGGCAAACACGGUCCGUCUGAAGGAACAUGAAGAGGACGUGCUAGUUUUGGAGAAGAGUAACAGCAGAGGUUCCAGUUCUUCUCCUCUCAAGUACACUGUGAUGUCAGGGACUCCGGAGAAGAUUCUGGAACAUCUUCUGGAGACAAUGAAACUCGAUUCUCAAUUCACAGAAUCAGAUCCCGCAAUGGAUGACUUUUUACUUAUGCACGGUGUGUUUGUCCCAAACAGUCAGCUGUGUCCUCUCCUCGUGGCCCACUAUCAGGCUCAGGCGUCUCAGGGCAGUGAGCAGGAGAGGAUGGAUUACUCUCUCAAUAACAAACGCAGAGUCAUUCGUCUGGUGUUACAGUGGGCUGCCAUUAACACAGACCACCUGCAAGAGGAGGACACCUCCUUUCACUUCCUCCAGGAUUUCUAUGAGACGGUGUGUGAAGACUCCAGACUCAUUCCAGCUCUGAAGGAUCAUGUGCCUGGACUAGAGAAGAUCGUGAAGCAAAAUUCAGAUGAUGACAGACCCUUUCGAAAAAAGCACAAAGUCCUGCUGCGUCAGUUCAGCACGGGGAACGACAGACUGCUCAAGCGACAGCCAAUCAGGAGCACCGAUGAGAUUCUCUUUAAGGUGUUCUGCAGUGAUCACACCUACACGACCAUACGAGUGCCUGUCGCCGCGUCUGUUAGAGAGGUCAUCGCCGCGGUUACGGAUAAACUGGGGUCAGGCGAGGAACUUCUGCUCAUCCACCUCAGCUCGGCCGGAGAUAAAGAGGUUCUGAAGUCUUCUGAUGUGUCCAUCUUCUCCUCGCUGAGCAUUAACACGCGUCUGUUCGUCUGCACGAGAGAUCAGCUGGACUCUUUGACUCCUCUGCCGGAGCAGGAGGGUCCGUCUGCAGGGUCCAUGUCCACGUUUGAGCUCAUGAGCUCUAAAGAUCUGGCUCAUCACAUGACGCUGUACGACUGGGAACUCUUCGACUGUGUACAUGAGCAUGAGUUGAUCUAUCACACGUUCGGGCGGCAGCAUUUUAAGAAGACCACAGCUAAUCUGGAUCUGUUCCUGCGGAGGUUCAAUGAGGUCCAGCUGUGGGUGGUCACAGAGGUUUGUUUGUGUCCCACACUUAGCAAACGUGUCCAGCUUCUCAAGAAGUUCAUCAAGAUCGCAGCGCACUGUAAAGAGUUUAAGAACUUGAACUCAUUCUUUGCCAUUAUCAUGGGUCUGGCAAAUCCAGCCGUCUGUCGAUUAAAUCAGACGUGGGAGAAACUGCCGAGCAAGUUUAAGAAGUUUUAUGGAGAGUUUGAAAACCUGAUGGAUCCUUCCAGAAAUCACAGAGCGUACCGACUUACAAUGGCCAAGUUAGAACCUCCCAUCAUCCCUUUCAUGCCUUUACUGAUUAAAGAUAUGACGUUCACACACGAGGGUAACAAAACAUUCACUGACAGACUGGUCAACUUUGAGAAAAUGAGAAUGAUCGCGAACACAGUGAGAAUCGUGAGAUACUGCAGAAGUCAGCCAUUCAGUAAGUCACUUAGAAACAGAGAUCAAGAAGCACCUCAGGUAGCAGGUAAAAACCAUCAGGAUGUGUGGAGCUACGUGCGUCAUAUAAGUGUGAUUGACAACCAGCGUACCCUAUCACAGCUCUCCCACCGGCUUGAGCCGCGCCGGACCUGAGCCGCAUCACUGCAGAACUACAGUGUCAGUGCUGCUUUAUCUCCGCCAGUGAAUAAGCUAUAGAUGUAUUUAAACAUCCCUGCAGCAUACUGUAUGCGCAGUAAAGUCAAACCUGCCUCCUUACAAGUACUUUCCUGGUUUUGACUGCUUGUUUGAAAGUGUGGCUUCAUCUCAGUGUACGGCUUCAUAUCACUCAACGUUCUUCUUUCACCUUGCGUCCUCUCUUAUUCCCCAAUAUUAUUUCAUUACCAUUUGUUUUUACACACAGUUCUUCAAAUGUGAACAGAAUAGUCUUGUUUAAACUAAAGCUUCUUUUACAGAGUCUUACUAAUUUUGCAUUUUUCAUUCUGAUUGUGUUUUACUUAAGAAGGAGGCGAGGAGGACAUGCUGAUCUGAGAUCAAAUGGUUUUAUUUCUUAUAAUAAUUUGUGAAUAUGUUUGGAACUGGAUGUACAUGUUGGUAAGAUAUUUAUGUCAUCUUUGGCAUGAAGUAAAUACAUAUCUAAAUGAAUUCAUAAGAGCACAUUUCAGAAGCCUCUUCAUGGCUUGACAGUGAACUUUAUACCUCUCUCUGUGUCUCUGUGUAAAUAAACCUGUUUUAAGAUGCAUAUUCAAGCCUAUUUUUAUUUCAAAUGAAUACGUUCUCAUAGUAUAGAACUACAAUUCUGCAUCAAUUGUUUAAAAAUCUAAAAUAUGUGGCCAACUAGGGUCCUGCCAGUGAAUCUCUGUCAUCAUCAUUGAUUGCGUUUUAUUGUAUGGCAAUAUUAUUUCAUUAUUUUGCAUUUUAUUCUUUUACAUUUUACAUUCUGUGGUAGUCUGUUAUUUUAUUACAGAAAUUAUACAUUGUAAUUAUUAUAGUAACUUUAUAAUUGUAUUAAUUAAACUACAAACCCUAACAAAAA
Messenger RNA from Triplophysa rosa, 4126 nucleotides. It is a transcript of the gene rapgef4a, whose product is annotated as Rap guanine nucleotide exchange factor 4a. NCBI's taxonomy places the organism in Eukaryota, Metazoa, Chordata, Actinopteri, Cypriniformes, Nemacheilidae. Gene Ontology annotation, molecular function: guanyl-nucleotide exchange factor activity. Bases 130 to 3225 code for a protein of 1031 amino acids. The transcript has 31 exons. Gene Ontology annotation, cellular component: plasma membrane. Gene Ontology annotation, biological process: positive regulation of GTPase activity; Ras protein signal transduction. The record is from RefSeq and is a predicted model, not a curated record.